Tripterygium wilfordii is the source of this 2950-nucleotide messenger RNA. Its product is annotated as probable leucine-rich repeat receptor-like protein kinase At1g35710. The record is from RefSeq and is a predicted model, not a curated record. Gene Ontology annotation, biological process: protein phosphorylation; hormone-mediated signaling pathway. Gene Ontology annotation, molecular function: protein kinase activity; protein binding; ATP binding. The coding region runs from base 365 to 2950 and encodes 861 amino acids. NCBI's taxonomy places the organism in Eukaryota, Viridiplantae, Streptophyta, Magnoliopsida, Celastrales, Celastraceae. The transcript is spliced from 5 exons. Gene Ontology annotation, cellular component: plasma membrane.
AGUGAUUCAUAUGCACAGUUGGGCCCAUAAUCUAGAUGUUUAAAGCUAUUGCUAAAUGUAUAUAUGGAAUACAGCACACUAUUUAUUCAAAGCCAUAGUAAGAGUGUCUUAUAAGUCAAGUCUUCUUUGUAAACUCUCAUACAAAUCCAUUAAUUCUCCAACCCCACCUUACUACCCACAAGAUUCAAGCUUGGACCAUGUCCACAAAAGAUUGUGGCUAUAACCAACUCCUUCAAACAAGUAAAACUUGAUAUUAAACCCAAAAAUAGUCAAUGCCCACGUGAGAGGAGCAUAUAGAAACUAAGGAGUUUUAAUCAUUAUAUAUAUGGUAUACUGCAAAUAGAAAGGCAGAUACAGAAACCCCAUGGCCAAAUCAAGCAUGGAUAAGUCAUUCUCCCUUGUUCUUGUUUUCGCCUUCUUUGUUUUGUUACAUCACUCACUCUGUCUUGCUUCUUCCAAGUCUAACGAAGAAGCCGAAGUUCUUCUCAAAUGGAAAGCCAGUCUUCAAUUCAAAAAUCAGUCUAGACUAACUUCAUGGACUUAUUCUCCAAAUAAUGCCACUAGUUUGGAACCAUGCACUUGGCUUGGAAUUUCUUGUGAAGAUGGAAGUGUUUCCAGAAUCAGCCUCGCAUAUUCAGGUAUUGCUGGUACACUCCGCGAAUUUCCAUUCUCAUCCUUCCAUAAUCUUGCAUAUCUCAAUCUUAGCUCCAAUCAACUUCAUGGUCCCAUACCACCACAAAUGAGUCAUCUUACGAAGCUCAGUUCUCUUGACUUGUCAAAUAAUGGGUUAUCUGGAAAUAUCCCACCUGAAAUUGGCCUAUUAACUCAUCUUGAGGUUCGGCGGCUGGGAUACAAUCGCCUGAAUGGUUCAAUCGCCUAUGAAUUUCCAUUCUCAUCCCUCCGUAAUCUUACGUAUCUUUAUCUUAGCUCCAAUGAACUCCACGGUUCCUUACCAUCUCAAAUUAGUGAGCUUACCAACCUCAUUGAUCUUGACUUGUCAAAUAAUAAGUUAUCUGGAAAUAUCCCACCUGAAAUUGGCCUAUUAACUCAUCUCGAGUGUCUGGGACUCGGAUACAAUCGCCUGAACGGUUCAAUCACUCUAGAAAUAGGCAAGUUAAAGUCUCUCAAAGAGCUUUCUUUUAACAGCAACAACCUAGGGGGACCGAUUCCAACUUCUUUGGGAAACUUGAGUAACAUGACCAAUUUGGAUCUCUCUAACAAUUCGCUAAAUGGUUCUAUCCCUUCAAGUCCUGGAAAAUUGAAAAGCUUAGACCAUAUGCUCCUGAAUGACAACAGACUUUCUGGAUUCAUUCCUCCAGAAUUUGGAUCAAUCACUCACCUUAGCGUUCUGGACCUGUCCUCAAAUAAUUUCAGCAACUCAAUCCCAAAGGAGCUUGGAAACUUGAGUGGUCUACAAUACUUGAGUUUGAUGAAUAACCAGCUCAGCCAAGAAAUUCCUAUUACAUUGAUGAAUCUACAUGAGCUUUUUCUGCUAUAUUUGAGUAAUAACUUGCUCAUUGGUCAUAUACCACCAAGCAUUAGUGAUUUGAAAUACGAGUAUUUGAAUCUCUCCCAUAAUAGACUCUCCGGUGGCAUUCCAAGAGGCUUCAACAAUAUGCCUAGGCUGUCAAUUGUUGACCUAUCUUACAACAAUUUACAGGGUCGUAUACCAUACAGAAAAGUUUAUCAAUAUGAAGCAUUCCAAGGAAACAAAAGAUUGUGUGGAACACUUUUACUUGUAUUUGCAGUCACUGCAAUUUUCAUCAUCAUCAGAAGGAGAAAAAAAGAUCCUCAAGCUGAAGAGAGCAAUGCAUAUGAUAAAUGUUUGUCUUGGAUAUCAUCAGCCUUUGAUGGAAGAAUCAUGUACGAAGAUAUCAUUAAAGCAACAAAUGAUUUCAAUGCCACAUAUCGCAUUGGAAGAGGGGGAUUUGGAAUAGUCUACAAAGCACAAUUGCCUUCAGCUGGCAUUGUGGCCACAAAGAAAUUUCACUCACCAGCUGAUGGGGAGCAUGCAUUCCAAAAGGAGUUCUUGAAUGAGAUAAAGGCAUUAUUGGAGAUAAAGCAUCGAAACGUUGUGAAACUUCAUGGGUUUUGCUCAAAUGCCCGACACUCUUUUUUGGUCUAUGAGUAUCUUGAAGGGGGUAGCUUGGCCUCACAUCUAAGAAGAGAAGAAACAGCCAAAGAAUUAGAUUGGAGUAAAAGAUUGAAUAUUGUUAAAGGUGUGGCCCGAGCCCUCUGUUACUUGCACCAUGAUUGCUUACCACCGAUUGUCCACCGAGACAUAUCGAGCAGCAAUGUUUUACUGGAUUCUAAGUUCGAGGCUCAUGUAUCAGACUUUGGCACUGCUAAGCUUCUAAAGACCGAUUCCUCAAAUUGGUCUAAAAUUGCAGGCACCUAUGGUUAUAUUGCACCAGUGGAAGUGAUCAAAGGAGAGCAUCCAGGUGACAUCAUUGAGUCUCUAUUGUCUACUCGGGCAGAGCAGAAUAUGGUAGUGAAAGAUGUUUUGGACCAUCGCCUUCCACCUCCGUCGCUCGCAGUUAAGUAUGAAAUCAAAUAUUCAAGUGAAAACAUCAAACUCACUUCGACAUACGCCUUGUCUGCACAAUCAAGUCCUCUGGUGAUGGCUUCACUGAAGUCAAUACUUGAUCAAGCAUUGAUCAAGUCAAUGCUUGCUACUGUUAGCAACCCAGAAGAUGCUUUAAUUAUCCAAUUACUUCAAGUCUCUGCUGGAGGCUUUUCUUGGAAUACCAACUUCAUUCGUGAGGAACAAGAUUGGGAAGUGGUGACUUUCACAAACAUCUGGAGCCUUGUCUAUAGUGCAAAGAUCAAUCUUUGUUGGAAGAUAUUGGCUGCUUUCCCAACUCCAACUCCAACUCCAAGUCCAACCCAUCACAGGGCUUUCAGUGCAUUUCAAGACCUUCCAAGGCUCACCGUUUUAAAACACGUCUAA